This is a messenger RNA of Triticum dicoccoides, 3558 nucleotides long. Its product is annotated as protein SIEL-like. The transcript has 11 exons. Gene Ontology annotation, cellular component: endosome. The coding region runs from base 404 to 2857 and encodes 817 amino acids. NCBI's taxonomy places the organism in Eukaryota, Viridiplantae, Streptophyta, Magnoliopsida, Poales, Poaceae. Gene Ontology annotation, biological process: intercellular transport. The record is from RefSeq and is a predicted model, not a curated record.
CCUGCCUCCGCCCCCUCUGCCCUCCCUGCAAAGCCGAUGCCCGUCGCCGUCGGUGCCGCUCACCAGCCAGUCUCCGGCCAUCCGGCGGCAGCAUCGCAACAAGUGUGCAAAUCAAUUUAAGAAUUUUUGAAGAAUGAAGAGGGCCGGAGACAUUGUUUCUCUUUCUAAGAGAGAAGCUAUGAAGAUAGGGAAGAAGAAGAAGGCAAUGAAUAUGUAAGAUGUGGCCGAAGAGCAAGCCGGAGAACUUGUGUGUAUUUUUGGUUGUGAUUGAAGAGCAAACUCAAGAACCAACAGUGUCUAUGUCGAAUGUGACCAUAUAGUUGCUACUUUCAUGGCAAUGCAAAAGCGUAGGCGAGAAACAUAGUCUUUUCGAGCUUCUCAAGCUUAUGAGGCCGUGAAUCUCAUGGACGAGGGCCUCGCCGCUUCCGAACCCGGCCCAUCCGUCGCCAAGCGGGCUCGGUUUAUGGGGCCGCACGCAUCCAGUAGCUCAGGCGCUGACCCUGAGAUGGAGAUCCGAGCACUAGUCUCGAUGGCCAGCGGACUCUACCCGUUGGCACGGGCGGAGGCGCUCAGCGGCCUCGCUGCGGUCCUCGAGAAGGUGAAUGCCGGCGGCGGGGUUGUGGAGUGUUGCUACGCUUGCGCGGAGAAAUUGCUGAGGGACGAGGACGAGGGUAUCAGGUUGGCCGCUGUGCGAUUGGUUGGCCUUUGUGCGGAAAAGUUUGCCAUGAGAAAGGAGUUGGGUGGUGAUGGUGACCAAAUGGACCGGGUUUUCCUACAGCUUAGCUCCAUGGCUAGGGACAUGUGUACAGAAGUAAGAAUUGAAGCAUUCAACGCACUUGCCAAAAUGCAGAGAGUAUCUGAAGGUGUUUUGCUUCAGUCACUGUCUAAGAAGAUCAUAAAAACUGACACUGGGAGUGCCUCUAGCAUCAAAGGGAAAAAAUUACCACCUAAAUUAUCAUCCCCCUGUGCUGCUGGCAUAUUUGCACAUGGGGUUGAAGAUGAAUUUUAUCAGGUCCGAACAGUUGCAUGUAAAACGCUGGGAGCUCUUGCAAAGCUUUCAAACCAAUAUGCACAGAAGGCCUUGGACUUGUUGAUGGACAUGAUGAAUGAUGAUACAGAAGCAGUUAGACUGCAAACUUUGCAGACGCUGUUUGAUAUUGCAACAUAUGGAUGUUUGAGCAUGCAGGAGAAGCACAUGCACAUGUUCCUUGGCAUAUUGAUGGAUCCCAAUGUCGUAGUUCAAAAUGCAGCACGCAAGAUCCUAGGGUCAGUGAAUCUGCCUAAACUUCAAAUGUUUAAAUCUGCACUUGAUGGUCUCAUUGCAGGUCUGGAGAAAAAUCCAGAGGAUCAAGAUAUAUAUGGUGUUCUGUUUUCCAUUGGCAAGAAUCAUGGGAGCUUUUCAGCCAAUAUAGCCAAACAUUUAGCCAAAGAGUUCUUUCAAGUUCGGUAUAUACUAGAAAGGAGGUACUAUCUCAAUUCGAUCAAUAUGGCAUCUGAUGGAGAGCUGAUCUUGGAUAAACCUAGAAUCAAAGCAUUGUUAAUGGUUUCUGUCUUGGCUGCUUAUGAUGAUAAAGACAAAAAACUGGAUAUACCCGCAGUUAUAUUAUCACAUGCAAUUCCCCUAUUUGGGAUGAUCUCGUGUGCACUAGCCGAAGAUGAACAGGAUUCACUCUUAUCCUACUUGUAUCAUCAAGCUGGAAUGCAGUUUUGGGAAAAGAAGUUAGUGUCUGUAGAAGGUGGAGAUUAUGAAUGUUUCAGCGUUGAAACUGUGGGAGGAACUCAUGCACAGGUAGAAACGGCUGGAAAAACAACCAAGUACUUAGAUGAAGUUGUGAUAAUGCAAUCGACAAGGCUCAUAUUAGAAACAGUUAAAGGAGCCUGGGCUGUGAUAAAGCCGUGCAGUAUAGGAAAAGUUCAAAGUACUCUGAGAACAUGCAAAGAAGAAGUCAAUAUCUUAGCUGUAAAUUCUUCUGGAUCAACUAGUGCGGUCUUGAGCUUUGUAUGCGACUAUCUUGAUGCAGUACAGCUCAUUGUUGAAAUAUGGUGGUUCAUUCAGUUGGAUGAUUCUCAUGCUUUUGGCCCCACAUCACUUGAUAUUUUGCUUGAGAAGUUGGAUACAUCUGUGAGAAGGAUGAAAUGUUGUUAUGCUGGAUUGCAUAGAGAACUGGAGGUUCAAGUCUUGGAGUUUGCUUUGUUAGCUAUUUUAUGUAGACUGUCUGAGUUUGGAACAUGUUCAAAAUUAGUGCUAGAUAAGUUGCAUUGGAUAAUUAAUCACAUUGAUGGUCUGUGUGCCGAUGGAUCCUAUGAGCUUUCCGACUUCAGUAAAGAAGUUAAGAAAGUGUUUGAUGGUAACUUUAUCGACGGCACUCCUAUUGUCAACAUUUGCACCUUUCUUGAUAUCUUUGAUCUAAAACCAGCAAGAGAUUUUGAAAUGCUUAAUGCUACAACUGCUGUGCUGCAAGUCCGGGAUACAGAUUCUGAAAAUCCGUUAUCAUACGUUUAUGGAUUACCCGUGGGCGUGACCUUUGACAUGUCUCUGUGCAAUACCUCUAGUCAUGAUAGAAUAUGGCUCCGCAUGGUUGCUGGUCAGUCCGUCCAACAUGUCUUCUUAGACUUGUCUUGUUUUGAGGGCAAUGAUAAGAUGAAGAGCUGCUCCAGAGUCAUUCCUUUCUAUGCUACCCCAAUGGCAUGUUCAUUUGUUAUGAGGGCAUGCUUGGUAAUUGAAUGCCCAUUUGGAAGUAUCGGCACUCACCAGGAAGGACAUGGAGGGCCAAGAGAUUGUGUAGUCCAACUAUGUGAUGAAUUGGAUGUCUACUUUGUUAGUGCUGAUACCGAGCAAAGGCAAUGGUCGAAAUGAUAGUGGUCAUGUGCAGCAAGUUCUUCAGCAUGCCUCCUUUGAUCGAGUGCACCAUUGUGUUCUAACAUCAACUGUGAUCAAGUAAUAUGCGCAAGCAGUUAAGAUGCCAGUAGUGACUAAUGAGGAGUUUCAUAUGAUUAGUUGUUUCACUGUAGCAUCAGAUCAAACUCUGAUUAGUUGUUUUCUCUAAGAAUCGAGAAUUUUUCUAUGGCAUGUGACCAGAAGGAAUGUUGUCUCAUAGCCGAUAUAGUACUAGCAAGAACUCUGGAUAAAGAAUUCGGCUGCGCUGAUAUUUUGGUAGCAGUAAGCAGGAACAAAGCAGUUACCCGACCACUAAGAUGUGUUGCUGUUGCUAGGGUAUGUUUACUUCGCGCCGUAUGUAUAUGCAAGGGUUUGGCAUAUGACUGAAGAAUUGAAAAUUCUGUGAAUUUUAUGAGGCUGCUGAAUUAGAGGCUGCAGAGGCCAAUGUUAACCUUGUGCACGUAUGAUUUGUGUGUCUAAUGUGAGUUCUGCACUUCUGCGCCUGGGAGAGGUUCCCCGUUAGUGUAAAUUUGGACUUACCAUACGAUGUGCCGCAUGACAGCGGCUUGUUUGCUGUGUGUUUAUUUGUCGAAAGUACUGCUGGUGUCUUGUUUCUUGACAUUAGUGAUGUCAACGCUUUUAUAUUGCUCUUAUAUUUCUUUACGGAGGGAGUACAUAUA